GCUGACUAAAUCACGUGUUCAGGCAGCACAAACAUGGCUCUUACGUUAAAAUAAGGAUGUACUGCUCAGUGUUUAGAAGACAAUAAAUGCAUAAUGUGUCAUAUAUGUGGGCGAUAUUUCCACUUGCUAUGUCUGAUUGUACUGGUGGAUGUCGCGUUUUCAGGGAAGAUGAAAAUAGUGGAGGAGCCCAAUACUUUUGGGCUAAACAAUCACUUCCUGGCCCAGGGUACAAGGCUACAGGCUAGGACCAACCCUUCCCCUGUAAUAGGACCCCCCCACCUACAUCAUCUGGCAGGAAAGUGCUUCAGUUACAUCGAAUCCACGUAUAAAUAUGAGUUCUGCCCAUUCCAUAAUAUAACCCAGCAUGAACAGACAUUCAGGUGGAACGCCUACAGUGGAAUCCUGGGGAUCUGGCAGGAGUGGGAGAUUCAGAAUAACUCUUUUACUGGCAUGUGGAUGAGAGAGGGAGACCCAUGUGGGAACAAGAACAGACAAACCAAGGUGCUUCUGGCUUGUGGAAACAGCAGUAAACUAGCAGGGGUGUCGGAGCCCCAAACCUGUGUUUAUUCCGUAACAUUUGAGACACCAUUAGUUUGCCACCAACACUCCCUCCUGGUUUACCCUACACUCGGUGAGAAGCUGCAGAAGGAGUGGGAUGAGGCUGAACAGGCUCGAUACGACGGUCUCAUCACCGAUCAGGGUUACAGUAAGCUGCUGCGGGACCUGUUCGAGGAGGCGGGUUUCCUGAAGCGCUCCCAGCCGAAACCAGAGGAGCCAGAACGCACCCAGAAGGCCCAGCAGACAAUGGAUCAGUGCAGACAGGACAUUGAGAAGAAAAAUGCUGAAAUUGAAAGACUACGCGCUCUUCUGUCACAACACAACAUUCCCUAUGAUCUGAGCCCUGUCAGACCCAAAGCACCGGUGACUGUUGCUGUACAGGAAGGGCAGCGUCUCCGUGGUGAUACAGGCCUUAUUGCUGAUCUGCUAUGAUUUCACAGGCAGCCGGCAGCCUUCACCCACAGUGCCCAGUUGUGCAAACAUGACCCCAGAUAAUAAUUCUGCUGGUUGACCUCACUUGAUGCAGGCAUCUUAACCAACCGAGGAUUCACUAGCUAACAAUGUUGAAAGACUGCACAAGUUGGGGAACACUGGAAAGUGAAAGUGUCCGCACUGACCAGUUUUCAGAGCCAGGCAGGCAGUGGACAGGAAGAAGUAUUUCAGUACUCCUUAUUCUUCAGUCUUCAGCUACAUUCAGAUAGAACCUACUUGAAGUGACCUCUAAAACGUCUGACAUCUCUGGCUCUGUACUGGGAAUCUACGUUUGAUUCCUUUUUUAUUUAAAAAAAUGUAAAAAUUGACAUUGAUCAUGAACCAACCCAUUUACAUUGACUAGGACCCUGUGGGUAUUUUUUUUAAAGAGCCAGUGGUGUGUAAUAAGGAUCACAUGUGGUCAGUGAAAGGAGAGUUCAAUGGUCCAUUAAUUGCCAUGACAGUACCAUACAAGAGUAUGUACAGAAGAGUGUUUUAUCGUGAAUUAAUAAAGAGCCUGUUUUAAUGAACAUAUUUCUUCAUAUAAUUUUACCUAGCCAUUUUUUUUCUGUCUAUGUUCUUCCAUGUUGUAUAUUUUAUAUAGGAGGAAGGCCAGAUAGAAUUGAUAUCUCAAAUGCACUUUGUAGUGUUUUAAUAAAAUUUGUGGGGGUCUCUGA
Clupea harengus (Atlantic herring) is the source of this 1706-nucleotide messenger RNA. It is a transcript of the gene gnptg, whose product is annotated as N-acetylglucosamine-1-phosphate transferase subunit gamma. Lineage: Eukaryota; Metazoa; Chordata; Actinopteri; Clupeiformes; Clupeidae. The record is from RefSeq and is a predicted model, not a curated record. Gene Ontology annotation, cellular component: Golgi apparatus.